Limulus polyphemus (Atlantic horseshoe crab) is the source of this 1021-nucleotide messenger RNA. RefSeq names its product acyl-CoA-binding domain-containing protein 6-like. Bases 69 to 839 code for a protein of 256 amino acids. Lineage: Eukaryota; Metazoa; Arthropoda; Merostomata; Xiphosura; Limulidae. The record is from RefSeq and is a predicted model, not a curated record. Gene Ontology annotation, molecular function: protein binding; fatty-acyl-CoA binding. The transcript is spliced from 8 exons.
UGUUUUUUGCUUGCACUUGUAGCAAGUUGUAGUUGUAAGUAUAACUUUGUUAAGAGAAAUUUAAAGACAUGGCAAGAAGUCAAGAAAACUGUGAAUCUUUAAUAUUUGAUGUUGAAUAUGAUGAAGAACUUGCAAAAUCGUUUGAAAGUGCUGCUGAUUAUGUUGCUUCCAAAACUGACGACUUUGAUGGUGAUCAGUUGUUGAUAUUCUAUGGUUUAUAUAAACAGGCACAAGAAGGGCCUUGUUUGAAGAAUAAGCCAGGGAUUUUUGACUUUAAAGGAAAGAAAAAAUGGGAAGCUUGGAAAAUGCUAGGUGACAUGACAAAAUCAGAAGCCAUGGAACAGUAUAUUCAGACCUUGAAACAAUUAAAACCAGAGUGGGACUUAAAGAAUUCAGAAAAUAAUGUAAUUAAGAAAAGUUUUGGUCCAGCAGUUAGUACAAUGAUGAAUGACAUAAGCAAUGAACUUGAUGACAAUCAGAAAACAGCUUUUGACUGGGUCAAAGAAGGAAGUUGGGAUAAAUUAUAUACAUACCUGACACAACCUGGUUUUAAUAUAAAUGAACAGGAUUCAGAAGGAAUGACACUCCUUCAUUGGGCAUGUGAUCGAGGACACACUACUGUUGUGAAAAAUUUGUUGCAGCAUGGUUGUGAUGUUAACUGUCAGGAUGAGUAUGGACAGACAGCAUUACACUAUGCUAGCUCAUGUGGACACUCUGAAGUUAUUAAAAUCUUGUUAGACGAAGGAGCCAAACAGGAUCUUGUCGACUCAGAUGGAAUGCUUCCGAGACAUGUUGCUUUUUCUGAAGAUGUAGCUAAGCUUAUGGCUCCCUAUUCUUAACACAAUUAUAUUGACUUUUUAAUAUAUGGAUUCUGAUAUUUAUUACUAUAUCUCUAAACAACAUAAAUUGAAAUGUGUGCGAGACUGACCUAAAAGAAGUUGCUUAUGGUGUGAAAAACAUUAGAAAAUAUCUAUUAGAUGUGUUUCUUGAUAAAAGAGUUAGCACAAAGGAUCGCAUAUAA